AUUCCCGUGAAGACUCCCUAGAUAGUUUGUUUAUCUCUGUGCUAAAGAAAGUUGGUUCUCUUAUUCGGCAGAGAAGUCACACAUCAGAAGUUAGUCAUACUGAAGCUCAUUAUCAUGGAGGAUUAACACAGGAUGAGAAAAUGGAAAUUGGGAAGCUUUUGUCCAAAUACUGGUUAAGUGUUUGGGUUGAUGAUCAACCUCUACCUGAUGGAUCCCAGGACAUUGACUUGCGUAACUGGAGGCUAACUGUCUAUGGGUUGCUAGGACUAACACAAAGUUGGUUGCUUAUAUCUUGGUUUGGAAAGGAUAUUGACGUAGUUGAUAUAGAGAUUCCUUUAAAUUUUGAUGAAUGGAUUGCUUGUCUUUUACAAGUUUUAUCAACUAUCAUCAUUAUCUCUGUCACUAACCCAGUCUUCAUUGCUGCUACUAUACCAAUUGGUCUUAUCUACCUAUUUAUUCAGUUUAAAAAGUAUAUGAUUCACCUGCAUUCCAAACUGCUUGAAAUGAGUACAACUGCCAGAUGCUUUCAUUUGGGUGGUCCGAAUGUUUCUGAUUUGGAAACAAAAAUUGUGUCAGUGGAGAGGAUUGAUGAGUUCUCUGUUCUUCCAUCUGAGGCUCCUUGGGAAAUUGAAGACCAAAAACCAUCCAAGCAAUGGCCAGCAGAGGGCAAAGUGUCCUUCCAUAAUUAUAGUACUCGCUACAGGGAAGGACUGGACCUGGUCUUGAAGGAUAUCAAUUUGAACAUACAAUCAGCAGAAAAGAUUGGUGUUGUAGGACGAACAGGAGCAGGAAAAUCUUCACUUACUCUUUCUUUGUUCCGAAUCAUUGAGGCAGCAUUUGGAUCAGUUUAUAUUGAUGGUCAUGAUAUUUCAACCAUUGGCUUACAUGAUCUACGAUCAAAACUUACUGUAAUUCCACAGGAUCCCGUGCUGUUUACUGGAACUCUACGUAUCAAUCUUGAUCCAAGUAAAGAGUUUACAGAUGAACAAUUGUGGAGUGUUCUAGAACAUGCUCACCUGAAGCCAUAUGUUAUAUCACUUUCUGAAGGAUUAGAGCAUCAUGUAGCAGAGGGAGGUGAGAAUCUGAGAAAAACAACCAAAAAAAGGAAUAUUAAGUUUCAGUUAAAGUCUUCAAAACGUUUUAUGAAGCAGAGAAGUGAAUUUUCGUCAUUGCAAACAUGGAUAUUUUUAAUUACUCUUAUUUCUAAUUGUGAUUUUUAUUCUUAUGUUAGGGUUAUUGUCAUGGAUCAAGGAAAAAUUAUUGAAACAGGUCCUCCUAAAAAUCUUCUAGUACAGACACAGUCAGUGUUUUAUGGCAUGGCUAAGGAUGCAGGACUGGCUUGAUGGAUGAAGAAAAUUAAUGAGAUGUCUCAAUAUGUGUAUUUCUUUUGAUACCAAGAUGAUUUUUUAAUAAAGUGUUAAUGAUCAUGAAAGUAUAAAAUUACAUGAAAAGGUAAGAUUUAGCACGAAGGUUUUUCUUCAGGCGUGUGGAGAAUAAUCUUAAUUAUUUAGGGCAUAUUUUAAUUCUGAGAUGUUGAAAACCUAAUGGAGUUACUAAGGUAGAAAUGAUAAAAGUAAAAAAAACUAAACUCAACAUUUGUUGAGACUAAAGGCCAAGGUAAAAAACCAUUAGGUUGAGGGCCCAAUGAGGGCUCUAGAAGCCGAAGAACUUUAGACUCUCUGUGGCAUUCUCAGUAUUUCCUGGUUCCAAAUAGAAUGUUUUUAACAGGCAAUUAUUAUUCAUGUUAACAUUAUUUUUCCUUAAAGUUAAUAAAUUUGUCAGUGAGAGGUUUAUUUUUGAUUAUAUAUAAUACAUAUUAACAUUAAUGUUACUGUUUUUUUUUUUCCAUAAAUAGCAAAGUAAUAAUAAUGAACUACAUUUACUAUAGCAGAAUUUUAUUUGGAAAUUUAUUGUUUUCAUUAGAUACUGUGUUACUUAUGUUUUAAUGUUCCUCACAUACAAAGCAACUGAAAUAAAAUAAAAACGAGAUACAUUUUACUGAAAACAACCCACAAGACUUAAACUAAAUAUUACGGAGAUCCAGUUGAAUUUGAUGUUUUUGACAUGAAGCCACUUUACUUCUUUAGCUGAAUGUUCAUCUUCCUUAGAGUCAAUUUGUUCUACCUGUCUAACCUUUUUCUUCAUCUUAUAUUUGUGUGCCAUCCAUGCCUCUUUCUCCAUGUCUUAUAAAUUUCUGCUUACUUUAUUUAUCUUCCUUUAAUUAUUAUUGUUUCAGUUUUUGUUCUUUGAGAUCUCUUUUUCACUACAAUACCUUUUUGUAUACUACAAAUGCCCCUCUCAAGUUCAAAGACAGAACUUUGUCCAUUGAGUAAUGAACAACACCUUUACUUCUAAAUAUCUCAUAAGCAUUUUUGCCAUUUAAUCAAAACCGAAACCUCUGCUGAACCUGUGGUUUCAGUGUUCAUAUUUAAAGUAAGUGUGUAAGAAGUAAUUAAAAAU
Messenger RNA from Limulus polyphemus (Atlantic horseshoe crab), 2460 nucleotides. RefSeq names its product multidrug resistance-associated protein 1-like. Gene Ontology annotation, biological process: transmembrane transport. The transcript has 10 exons. The record is from RefSeq and is a predicted model, not a curated record. Lineage: Eukaryota; Metazoa; Arthropoda; Merostomata; Xiphosura; Limulidae. The annotation marks the transcript as partial. Gene Ontology annotation, cellular component: membrane. Gene Ontology annotation, molecular function: ATP binding; ATPase-coupled transmembrane transporter activity; ATP hydrolysis activity.